GCCUUGGGAAGUGUUCACACAAAGCGUCAUGAUGUUCCGAGCAGUGGGAAUAUUUUUACUUUUUCUAUCUGGAUUAAUUUUCAUCACAAAACUUUACCCCGACCUGAACUCUUUAGUUUUGACUUUUGGUUGGAUAGUUGUGCUUGGAUAUGCGGCUAACAUUUUCACUCGCUGGAUACUUUCCACGAUACCGAGGCGAUUGGUUUUACCUCAUGGAAAAGCAGUCCUUAUAACAGGUUGUGACACCGGAUUUGGUCUCGGCUUAGCAAAACGCUUAGUUGCAUCUGGAUUCUAUGUGUAUGCUGGUUGUCUUUCUGAAGAUAGUGAAGGAGCACAAGAACUGGAGCAAAUGUCCGAUUCUGGACACAUCAAAGUCCUGAAAUUGGAUGUUACCAAACACGAUCAGGUCCAAGCUGUUGUACGUUCCGUUGAAGGAGAUUUGGGAGAUAAAGAUCUUUGGUGUGUGGUCAACAAUGCCGGAGUCGCUAUAUUUUCAGAACUUGAAUGGUGCAGCAUGUCCGUCAUUGAGCACAUGUUCAAUGUCAACGUUUUGGGAACCGUGAGAGUAACUAAAGCGUUUUUACCUCUGCUGCGGCGUUCGAAAGGACGCGUGGUAAUUGUUGCUAGUGUAGCAGGACAUGUAACGUAUCCAGGAUUUGUGUCAUACUCAAUGACUAAGCAUGCUUUGGUGUCAUUCGCUGAUGGAUUACGGAGGGAGAUGUUGAAGUGGAAUGUUGGAGUUUCAGUGAUUGAACCUUCUAUGUACAAGACUAGAAUUGCGCGAACUGACAUAUUGACUGGAGCACUGGACAAUUCUUGGCAAAAAACACCUGAUGCUAUCAAAGAAGCAUACGGCUUUCCAUACUACGAAGACUUCAAAUCCCGCAUGCAGAGGCUGACCGCGCACGCGAGACCUUACUUGGAGGAGGUUGUGGAUUGUCUGGAACAAUCUGUGACUGAGAUAUGUCCAAAGCUGUGCUACCGCUGCUCAGGACCUCUUGACAAAGUACGGUUCUGGGUAAUGAGCAUAUUGCCUACUCAGUUGCUGGACAUGUUGAUAUGCUUUGUUAUUCAGCCAAGUCAUAGGCAACUAUCUGGUGUUAUCAAAGAUGGAAAAUCUUCUUGAAAUUUCGAGAAUGGACUAACUGUUUGAUCUGUACAGUGCAUUCUGUAGUAUGUCUCACAAGCAGUGAGAGCGGAAUUAAACAGAAAAGGUUGUUGUUAAGUCGCUAACAUUUGCCACAUUCACAGAA
This is a messenger RNA of Uloborus diversus, 1253 nucleotides long. It is a transcript of the gene sro, whose product is annotated as 17-beta-hydroxysteroid dehydrogenase type 6-like. The transcript has 5 exons. Lineage: Eukaryota; Metazoa; Arthropoda; Arachnida; Araneae; Uloboridae. The record is from RefSeq and is a predicted model, not a curated record. Gene Ontology annotation, molecular function: oxidoreductase activity. The coding region runs from base 29 to 1126 and encodes 365 amino acids.